This is a messenger RNA of Ailuropoda melanoleuca (giant panda), 4323 nucleotides long. RefSeq names its product dynein axonemal assembly factor 2 (gene DNAAF2). Lineage: Eukaryota; Metazoa; Chordata; Mammalia; Carnivora; Ursidae. The record is from RefSeq and is a predicted model, not a curated record. Gene Ontology annotation, cellular component: cytoplasm. Gene Ontology annotation, biological process: axonemal dynein complex assembly; epithelial cilium movement involved in extracellular fluid movement; cilium-dependent cell motility. The transcript is spliced from 3 exons. The coding region runs from base 144 to 2630 and encodes 828 amino acids.
CGCGCUGCCCCAGGCUCAGUUCUCCGGCGGUUACCGAACCGGGCCGCCCCACUCUCCGCAGACCAGUCACUGCACGGCGCGUCCCACCCACCCGCUCUCGGGUCGAUCUGCCCCGGCCCGAGGGCUAGGAGCCGCGGGGCAGCAUGGCCAAGGCGGCAGCCUCUUCGCCGCUGGAGGACUUGGACCUGAGCGGAGAGGAGGUCCAGCGGCUCACCUCGGCCUUCCAGGACCCGGAGUUCCGGCGAAUGUUCACCGAGUACGCCGAGGAGCUCACGGACCCGGAGAACCGGCGGCGCUACGAGGCGGAGAUCACCGCGCUGGAGCGUGAGCGCGGAGUGGACGUGCGGUUCGUGCACCCGCAGCCGGGUCACGUGCUGCGCACCAGCCUCGACGGGACGCGGCGCUGCUUCGUGAACGUGUGCGGCAACGCGCUGGUGGGCGCGCCCCGCAGCCGAGCCGGCCCCAGGGGCGCGGCGGCCGGCAGCCAGUGGUCGCUGCCCUACAGCCUGGCUCCCGGCCGCGAGUACGCGGGGGGCCGCGGCGCCCGCUACACCGUCUACGACGUGGUCUUCCACCCAGACGCGCUCGCGCUGGCCCGGCGUCACGAGCCCUUCCGCCGGAUGCUGGACGCCACGGCCCUGGAGGCCGUCGAGAAGCAGUUCGGCGUGAAGCUGGACCGCAGGAACGCCAAGACCCUGAAGGUCAAGUACAAGGGGACUCCGGAGGCCGCCGUGCUGCGCACGCCCCUCCCCGGGGGCGGCCCGGCCCGGCCCGAGGGGGAGCCGGACAGCCCCCUCCCCGACUUCCCCUACCCCUACCGGGACCCGGCGGCGGCCGGGAGCUCAGUGGUCCCCCGGCCCCAGUCGCCCCCCGCUCCGGAGGCGGUCCCGCCGCCCGCCCCCACCGAGCCUCGCUACAGCGUGGUGCAGCGCCACCACGUGGACCUCCAGGAUUACCGCUGCUCCCGGGACUCGGCCCCCAGCCCGGUGCCCCGGGAGCUGGUGGUCACCGUCGAGCUGCCGCUUUUGCGCUCGGCCGAGCGGGCGGAGCUGGAGGUGACGGGGAAGCGGCUGUGCCUCGACUCGAGGCAUCCCGACUACCGGCUGCGGCUCUCGCUCCCGUACCCGGUGGACGACAGCCGCGGCAAGGCGCAGUUCAACAAGGCCCGGCGACAGCUGGUGGUCACGCUUCCCGUGGCGCUGCCCCUCGCGCGCCAGGAACCCGCCGUGGCGCCGGAAGAGUCGGUCUACGCGUCCGGAACUGGCGGCGCGGCUGGCGCUUCCGCUCGCGAGGGGGAGGUGGGCCCGGCGGGGGCUUGUGCGGGGAACGGUGGCCCGGGUUCCAGGCCACCCGGGGCCGCGGACGCCGGGAUCAGCACCCCGGCUGCCGCUGCGGAGGAGCUCGUCUCCGAGCCCGAGGAGCGGGACGUGGACGAGCAAGCGGCGUGGAAAACGGGCAUCGGGGAGGAGCCACCUUCCGUCGCAGGGAACUCACCUGGGGACGGUGGAGGCGGCUCCCCUGGCACUUCAUCUGGGGACCCUGACGGGGAGUCUUCUUCGGGAAGAGAGAGUGCGCGCGGAGAUCGCAGAGUCGAGAAGCGAGUGAUCGGGAGAGCGGCGGGCCGGGAGCCCUCCGAUCGAGCCAUGGGUGGUCCCGGGACCGCCGGCGAGGGACCUUUGUGCCCUCCGUUGCAGUGUCAUCAGGAUGAAGAAUCCCUGACUCUGCUGGUUCAGGUGCCUCGGAUCCAGUCGGGAAGUCUGCGAGGGGAUGUAAGCCCCUUCGGGUACACAGUAGGCUUCUCCACCCAAGACUUCGUUUGUUAUUCCUUCUUUUUGCAAUUUGCUCCGGGGAACAAAUUGAGUACCAAAGAACCUGCGAUUAGUAUUUCCUCAAACAAUGCAGUGAUAGAACUGGCCAAAUCUCCAGAGUGCCGCGGACAUUGGAGAGAAUGGUAUUAUGGUUUAAACAAGGAUUCUUUGGAGGAAAGGCUGUUUGUCAGUGAAGAAAAUGUUGAUGAGGUUCUUGAAGAGGUCCUGAGCCCUCCAUUUAGUCAGACAGUGUCCUUAACCCUACCAUUAAUUGAAGUUCUUCAGGUUACGGAUAGUAAGAUUCAAAUUCAUGCAGCGUUGCAAGAAUGUAGUAACUCUGAACAGCUUCAAGAAAAGGAAGAAAAAGGCGAUGAAGGAAGUCAUCUAACUGAAAAAGAAAAUAGAGAACAUCCUACCACCUCAGCAACUGAUUCUGACCCAUCCAUAGCAGUUAAAGUACUAGAAACAGACGGCUGUGGUUCAGUUGUGUGCCUGCAACAAGAGUCUCUCGAUCCUCACAUGCUAUUUGGAAGGUCUCAGCAACCGGAGUCAAAAACGGAACCUGAAUUUAUAAAAGAAAAAAGUCCUGUUUACUCAAAUGAGGAAAAAGAUAACUUAAAAGAACCAGUGAUAACAGAAGAGAAAGAAUUAGAUGGAGAUGAGCUAUCUACCAUACUAAACAAAACUUCAGUUCACAAUUUACCUGGUCUUAACAACAUAAAAGAAACCAAUAUGCAGGAUGGUAGCGUGCAGUUUAUUAACGAUCAUGUGACUCAAUGUGCAUUCAGUUUUCAUAAUUCUUUGCUAUAUGACUUGGAUUAAUUCUAUAUAAUUUUAGAGUUUAAAAGUUAAGAGUAAAAAGUUUUUGGACUUAAAAUAGAUGAUCUUUCUGUUAACUACUUUCUUAAAGUAUUCAAGAAAGUAUAAAAAUUUGCAAUUUUGAUUCUAAUGGGAAACUGGAGAUUAUUUUUUUGCAUGGAGACUUUGUAUAUACAAAGUUUUGUGGAGAUUUUUGUGAUUCCUCUGAUCGAUGUAUAUUUUUUCUAAUGGAGAGUUAAACAUUUAGUUUUUAUGCAACCUGUAUGUAUUUGCUUGUUUGCUUUUGGCUUCUUUUGUUUACCAUUACUUUAAUAAAGUUUCAAAGUAAAUACUCACUAAGUUGUGUCUGUUACAAAAAGCAAUUCUCAAGAAUGCAAUUAACUAGAAAUUAAUCAGUAUGUGUAUGUGUGGGGAGGGGUAGAAUUUCAAAACUAUGCAUUUAUGUUUCACUGAAUAGGAUGUAUUUAUGCUUGAAAUAGAGAUUCUUAGAACUUUACUAACCACUAUUAACCAUCCAAUACAAAUACACUGAAUGAAAUUUAGGAUAUUUGCUUCAACUCUGUAUUUUAUGUGUGACACACAUACACACUAUAUAUCUAGAUAGAUAUAGAGAUAUAUAUAUAGUUAUACAGGUUAUAUAGUGAUGCCUUUAAAAUUCAACUUCUUAAAAGAUGUUUUUGGAAGUUACUAUUACAGUAUUGAAACAUUUCUUGGUUUUAUAGAAUACAUUUAUGAAUUUUUCUAAAGCUUUUAAGUAAUCUCUAUACCCAAUCGUGGGGCUCAAACUUAGAACCCUAAGAUCAAGAGUCACACACUCCACUGACUGAGCCAGCUAGACGCCCCGACAUUUAUGAAUUUUAGAACAAUUAAAAAAUCUGGGAAUUUGCUCUCAUAGGAGAAUUGUCUUCACUAUAUUACAUGAAAACAAACCAAAAAGCCAGUAUUUUCUAGUCAGUUUCUCUUCUAAUCUCUAAAAAAGGGCAACAGAUAAUUUAUCUUAACAGUGGCUAAGUUAUUAAUAUUUAUAUUGGAAGCCAAGAGAAAAUCCAAAUAGAUUUUUUUCUCACAAAAAUUUUGAGUACAGCAUAGAAGAAAAUGUAGAAAGGAAAAUAUUUGUUGAUCUUAUCACUGACCCCAAUGCCAUGAGCUGGUUUAUCUGAUCUAUUUCUGAUUUUAAAAAGCGCAUUCAAACUUCUGGCCUACCUUAGUCCUGGAAAUGAACCGAUUUCUUUAGUUCUCUGAACUGGUGAAAGUCAGAUCAGAGCACCAAAAGCUAGUACAAAGCCUGGCAAUUCAUCCUGUUUACAUUUAUAACCGCUAUAAAAUCUGGAACCAAAUUGGGCUGUGAGGGUAACAUAAAGGUAACUCAUAAAGCAAGGGAACUAUUUGUUCCACCCACAACGACCAUAUAUGCAUUUCUCAACCACAAUAUGACUCUUAAUUUGAUGAAAUAAUUUCAAAGUUGUCCAUUUAAUACACAAUUUUCUUAAACUGAAAUGAUGUACUAUCUACACAGAAACUAGUCUCUGAGUAACUUCUGGUUGAUUGCAAUUUUUACUAUUAAGAGAAACUUCCACAUUAAAUAUGGAAUAAAUUUUAAGCAUGUUUUCUAUUAUUUGCUGUAUCCGUCCUUUUAAAAAGUAUGAUUUCAGUUAAAAUAAAGCUGGCACUAAAACAUGUUUCACUUUGGCAUGAC